Emiliania huxleyi CCMP1516 is the source of this 901-nucleotide messenger RNA. RefSeq lists its product as hypothetical. The transcript has 5 exons. Gene Ontology annotation, cellular component: cytoplasm. NCBI's taxonomy places the organism in Eukaryota, Haptophyta, Isochrysidales, Noelaerhabdaceae. The record is from RefSeq and is a predicted model, not a curated record. The coding region runs from base 44 to 811 and encodes 255 amino acids.
CUCGACCCGCGCUGGCCGUUGUGCAGUCCUUAGCGCUCCAACGAUGGCCAACUUCCUCAACCCAAACGCCGGCGGGCAGGGCCGCUCGGGCCAGGCCCGCGACAUGCUGCGCGGCAUGGCCAACCCCAGCUCCGUCGGCGGCGGCGAGCCGAGCGGCAAGAGCGACAUGGACCGGCUGAAUGACGCGGCGAUGAAAAUCACGCAGAACGCGGCGGAGCGGAACCUGCGCGCGGACAUGGAGGCGGAGGCGGCGGAGGCGGCGGCGGCGGAGGAGGCGCGGCGGAUAGCCAGCCACAGGGAGAUUGAGGUGGAGGAGGAGGUCGCCGAAGGAGACGACGACGAGUGGGACGACGACGACGAGAUGCAGUCGCUGCAGGAGAAGCGUUUGGCGGCGCUCAAGGCGCGCUUCAACGCGGAGAAGCAGCACGCGGCGCAGGGGCACGGCGAGUACCGCGAGAUCGGCGAGGAGGACUUCCUCACCGAAGUGUGCGGCUCACUCAACGUCGUCGUCCACUUUUCGCACCCAGAGGCGCCCUUCUUUGUGCGCAAACUCGCCCUCACCGUCCUGCCCGCCGUCCUGGUCUUCAAGGACGGCGUCAAGGGAGAGCAGCUGUUUGGCUUCGAGGACCUCGGCGGAAAGGACGACUUUCGCACGGAGGUGCUCGAGCACUGGCUGGGCAUGGCGGGCGCAAUCAAGAUGAAGGCCAAGCAGGUCGCGCGCUUCCGCCAGCGGUACGCAGACGGCGCCCGCGCGACGCCGCUCUCUGACGACGACGACUCGGGCGCCAGCUCGGACGAGGGCGGCCGCUAGAGCGAGGCAGUCCGCAUACAGGGCCGCGGUGUGUUCCAGACUCUACCUCACGUUUUUGUGUAUUGUUCACAUCUUGUGCUGUCAUAUAUC